Mytilus californianus (California mussel) is the source of this 1389-nucleotide messenger RNA. Its product is annotated as 26S proteasome non-ATPase regulatory subunit 11-like. Gene Ontology annotation, cellular component: proteasome regulatory particle, lid subcomplex. Gene Ontology annotation, molecular function: structural molecule activity. The record is from RefSeq and is a predicted model, not a curated record. The transcript is spliced from 13 exons. Bases 41 to 1321 code for a protein of 426 amino acids. Lineage: Eukaryota; Metazoa; Mollusca; Bivalvia; Mytilida; Mytilidae. Gene Ontology annotation, biological process: ubiquitin-dependent protein catabolic process.
CUUUUUCUUUUAAAAGAAUCAAAAGUCACGAGAAGUUCGAAUGGUAAAACCGGCAAAUUUCAAGAUGGCCACUGAAAUGGAAAAAGCUCAAGCACUUCGUCAAACAAACAAAGCCGGAGCUUCAGAUUUAUUAUAUAGUUUAGUGAGAAAAGAUAUUGAUUCCAACAGUGAAGAUGAAGUCAAGGUUAAAGAACAGGCUGUAUUGGAGUUAGGAAGUCUUAUGGCAGAAACAAAACAAGCUGAAGAACUUGCAGGUUUAAUCAAGUUUACCCGACCAUUUUUAUCUCUUGUUAGUAAAGCCAAGGCAGCCAAACUUGUGCGAGCUUUGGUUGAUAUGUUUUUAGAUAUGGAAGCAGGCACAGGAAAAGAGGUUGAGUUGUGUAAAGAAUGUAUAGACUGGGCAAAAGAUGAAAAGAGAACAUUUCUUAGACAAGCCUUAGAGGCUAGACUCAUUGCUCUUUACCAUGAGACAAAACAGUAUACAGAAGCACUUGCUUUAGGUUCAUCAUUACUACGAGAAUUAAAGAAGCUAGAUGAUAAAGCAUUACUAGUAGAAGUUCAGCUGCUGGAAAGUCGUGUAUAUCAUUCACUUAGCAAUCUCCCUAAAGCAAGGGCAGCUUUGACAUCAGCUAGGACUACUGCCAACAGCAUAUACUGUCCACCAAAACUUCAAGCUGCUUUAGAUAUGCAGUCAGGUGUACUUCAUGCAGCUGAUGAGAAAGAUUUCAAAACAGCUUACUCUUAUUUUUAUGAGGCAUUUGAAGGAUAUGAUUCCAUAGACAGUCCUAAAGCAAUCACAGCUCUCAAAUACAUGUUGAUGUCUAAAAUCAUGUUAAAUACAUCUGAUGAAGUCCAAGCUAUUGUUAGUGGUAAAUUGGCUUUGAAAUACAGUGGCCCUGCUGUUGAAGCCAUGAAAAGUAUAGCUCAAGCUAGCCAUAAAAGAUCUCUUGCUGAAUUUCAGAAGACACUUGCAAGCUUUAAAUCUCAGUUAGAAGAUGAUCCAAUUGUUAACGCCCACCUGAAGACAUUAUAUGAUAACUUACUGGAGCAGAAUCUGUGUAGGAUCAUAGAACCUUUCUCAAGGGUCCAGGUACAACAUGUAGCUAAUCUGAUCAAAUUACCUAUGGACACAGUUGAGAAGAAAUUAUCACAAAUGAUACUAGACAAAAAAUUCCAUGGUAUAUUGGACCAAGGAGCAGGUGUUUUGAUUGUAUUUGAUGAAACCCCGGUGGACAAGACAUAUGAGAACUCACUUGAUACCAUUCAAAACAUGGGCAAAGUUGUUGAUGCUUUAUAUAAUAAAGCCAAGAAGCUGACAUAAUUAUUUAAUGUUGAAAUGGGAAGGGAGGGUAUACUGAAAUUUUUGUUAUUAAAUUUAUCUUUAUGUGA